This is a messenger RNA of Pogoniulus pusillus (Red-fronted tinkerbird), 2189 nucleotides long. It is a transcript of the gene SPATA17, whose product is annotated as spermatogenesis associated 17. The record is from RefSeq and is a predicted model, not a curated record. Gene Ontology annotation, biological process: spindle organization; mitotic cell cycle; establishment of meiotic spindle localization. Gene Ontology annotation, molecular function: calmodulin binding. The transcript is spliced from 10 exons. Gene Ontology annotation, cellular component: spindle pole. Lineage: Eukaryota; Metazoa; Chordata; Aves; Piciformes; Lybiidae. Bases 346 to 1392 code for a protein of 348 amino acids.
GACUGACAGGCGAGGGUCGGGAAGGGAGGACGCAGGCGGCCAGCGCUGCUCCUCAGACCCCCAUGAUGAGAGCCCGGAAGCAGCUGCGCACCGGGAGGAAGCCGGGAGCGACCAUUUCGCCUCUUAGCCUCCUUCUCCGGACAGUUACCCAGAGACGCCACAUCCCUUCCGGCACUCCUCACCCUGUCUCUUCUUCCAUCCCAGUGCAGCUCCGAGGGGCUCCUGCUGUCGCUGGUGCCCUGCGUCAGGGCUGCUCUGGGGCGCGCCACCCCCGCACCCACACCGAGUGGUUCGGUCCCGUUGCCAUGGUGGCGGCGUCGGUAGGGCGGGAAGGAGGGAGAGAGUAUGGCUGCUCUAGCCCAGCUCCAGGCCAGGCUAUCGGUGCUGCGGGAGGAGUAUUUCCGUAGGCACAGAUCUGCAGAUGAAGACAGAAGAAGAGAGUACAAAGCAGCUGUCAAAAUCCAGAGCUGGUUUCGAGGAUGCAGAGUUCGAGCCUAUCUAAGAUAUCUGACCAAUAUGGUGAUCUUAAUACAGAAGUGGUGGAGAGGCUAUCAAAGCAGAAGACAUUUCAGAAAAAUUGUGAAGACAGCAUAUUUUAUUAUGAAGAUGAAUUUCUACAAUGAAAUGGCUGUCAGGAUUCAGAAAAGAUGGCGAGGCUACUAUGUUCGGAAAUACAUCCAUAACUACUAUGCACUGAAGAAAUACCUGGAAGCUGUCUCUUUAAAUAAUGAGAUUGUCAGGACUGAACUCCAAGAGUACACAGAAAUGAAAGAAAAGGAAGACAAAAAGAAAGACCUAGAAAGGAAAGAAAAGGAAAAGAAGUACCAAGCCCGAAAGAUGCAUUACCUCCUUAGCACUGAGCAGAUUGCAGGCAUCUACAACUCACCAUUCAGAAAAUGCCCAGAUCCAAUGGAACUGCUCUUACGAAGCUCAAAGCCUUUGAGCCACAGCCGGCAGCAAAUGAAGAGUCACUCUGCUUAUGGAUUCUAUGACUGGCCAACUUGUAGAAGGCCUCCAGCUUUCUUCACAGAACAGUCAUUGCCACCUAUUGGCUGGCAGAAACCUCAGGGGCCUUUCCGCAAUGCCGCUGAAGUGUUGCAGCAGCGCUACAAGCCUUUGGAGCCAACUUUGCGAGUGGCAGCGUCAGUCCAUUCACCACUAGAGAAGGCCAAGGAAGACAUGAAAAGAGAGAAGUGGAGAAACUAUAUACAUGACAAUGAAUUUCUGCCUUUUUCUUCAUAUCAUAAAAAGGAGAAGUAUGAACCAUCAAUUCUUAGGACAGGCAAAUAUGGCCAAGGAACUUACGGAUUUAAACACUUCCGAGAAGUACAGCCUAAGAAGUGGGUAGCAGACAAGCUUUUGGAAUGGAGUGGGAUGUGGAACACAUCAUAGAUUUAAUGUGGCACAACACUGUCUGCAGAAACUUGGGUGGGACUGUGACUGCCUGCCCAUUGCACCCGAUGAUUGAAUCUGCUGUCACCAGCAUCCUGAUAAUAAUGAACAUUCAGCUUAACGACCGUGAUUAUGAUUAUCAUAAUUGAUGUGCAAGUGCAGUGUGUGGGGAUCAUUACAGCUGAACUGUACAGCAGAGAAACAUGCCUUAGUUAUGGAUAAUUUUACUUUUAUGCAUUGAUUGGGAUAAAAUAUGCCUUUCAAGUUCAACAAGCCAGCUUAAUAUAAUUUUAGGAAGAUUUCUACAUGUAUGAAUUGAUGAUUAUGGGCUUUCUGCAAAACAGUCAUCCUAGCUGUUUGCUUUGAGUUAUUCCAUCCCAUUAAUAGUAGGAAAUAAUUAAAUUAUUAGAUGUUGUUGAGUGGAGAUAACUUAUAGACUACUGGCAACAUUAAUCAAAUAUCAAGAUCAAAUAUUUCUGGUCGCCAUGGCCUUGCCUAGGCUAGGAAAAAUAGACCUUGUAAUUCACUAGCAAUAGCAUUCUAUUUUUGGCAUGCAGAAGAAAUUGGGCUUUGGUCAACAAUACUGUCAUUUUCACAUUGUAUUGUGCAGCCAUUAGGCAAUAAUUGUUCCUUAUAUAAAUUAUAUCACUUCCAGCUUUGUUAAAGGAGGCAGAGAAUUACAAACUCAAAUUCAGCCAGUGGAGGAAAAGGCCCAAUCGACAGCUUCAGGCAAUUGUGGUGGACAGUGAUUCCCUUCAACUUAGAUUAUGUGAAGUUGCUAAAGUAUUUAAUUAAAU